GCGCCUUUUCUCCACAGACAAGUGGGAAGAACUGAAGACUUUAACAAGACUCCAAACCAGAGAAACUCAACAGAAGAUUUUUUUGUUAAAGCUUUCUUGUCUAUUAUAUCUUAUAUUUUUAACAGCUGGCCUCUAAUUCAAAGUUUUUGCUGCUUUGGAACUUGAUUUUCUGCGCUAAAAAGUGCACAUUUUGUCAUUUUUCUUAUCUGAUCAGACUCUUAUUUAAUCCUUCGCAAUGUUUCCUGAGACAAAAAAUGGCUACACCUAUGAGGACUGCAAGGCCACUGCUGAUUGGCUGCUGGCCCAGACAGACGUCCGACCCAAAGUGGGCAUCGUGUGCGGCUCGGGGCUCGGAGGGCUGGCUGACAUGUUAAAGAACCAGGUAGCCUUCAACUACAAGGACAUCCCCAACUUUCCACAGAGCACUGUGCACGGACAUGCAGGUCGGCUGGUGUUCGGCACCUUAAAGGGGAGGCCGUGCGUUUGCAUGCAGGGGCGCUUCCACUUGUACGAGGGCUACUCAAUCCAGAAGAUCACGCUGCCCAUACGCAUCUUCAAGCUGCUCGGUGUGGAGACGGUGAUGCUGACCAACGCAGCCGGAGGCCUCAAUCAGGACUUCAAAGUGGGAGACAUCAUGAUCAUCAAAGACCACCUCAACAUGCCGGGCUUCGCUGGCAACAAUCCGCUGUCUGGUCCCAACGAUGAGAGGUUCGGUGUGCGUUUCCCCUGCAUGUCCGACGCCUACGACAGAGAGCUGCAGCAGAUGGCCAUGGAUGUGGGACAGGAGCUCGGCUACGGAGACUUCCUGAAGGAGGGCGUCUACUGCGUGCUGGGCGGACCCUCGUUCGAGACCGUUGCUGAGUCCCGUAUGCUGCACAAACUGGGCGCUGAUGCUGUUGGCAUGAGCACAGCCCCCGAGGUGAUUGUGGCGCGUCACUGCGGCAUGCGCGUCUUUGCCCUCUCCUUGAUCACCAACCAGGUGGUGAUGGAAUACGACAGCGCAGAGAAGGCCAAUCACGAGGAGGUCCUUCAGACGGGCAAGGAACGAGCAGAGCAGCUGGAGCGGCUGGUUUCCACCAUGGUGACCAAGAUCGAGCACAACAACAACUAGGCCCAA
Messenger RNA from Sander lucioperca (pikeperch), 1117 nucleotides. It is a transcript of the gene pnp5a, whose product is annotated as purine nucleoside phosphorylase 5a. The record is from RefSeq and is a predicted model, not a curated record. Lineage: Eukaryota; Metazoa; Chordata; Actinopteri; Perciformes; Percidae. Gene Ontology annotation, molecular function: purine-nucleoside phosphorylase activity. Gene Ontology annotation, cellular component: cytoplasm. The coding region runs from base 236 to 1111 and encodes 291 amino acids. Gene Ontology annotation, biological process: nucleoside metabolic process. The transcript is spliced from 6 exons.